AUGGCAAAGAAAUCCAUCACCAUGAAACCAAUCUUUCAAGAGCAAGAUGCUGUUUUAUUAGAUGAAGCUAAUGAUUUCUCUAACUGGGAACUCAUUAACGAAUCUGAUGCUGAAGACUCAGAUACUGAUUCUUUACAAAGUCUGGAAAAUGGCUUUGUUUCUUGGUCUUCACCAAGAUCACCGAAGACAAGCCAAGAAAUAGUAGCCCAGGACACUCAACAAGACCGAGAUGUUGUCUUUCAUUUCAACCCUCAUGAUCAUGAAGUUGACGAUGACUAUGAUGACGAUGGUGAUGUUUAUCGUGGGAGGCCUAUAUUGUUUCCUGCUGCUAGGAUUCAGUAUGUUGAUUUUGAUGAUGAAGAGGAUGAUGAUGAUGAUGGGUAUGGGUUAAAUGAUGAGCUAGUGCCAUGGAAUGUGAGUGGGAAGUUAGGGAGGCAAAGGAUUAGGAAGUUAGGCAAAAAGGUAUUUCCUAAGACGAGUAAUUCGAAGAGGAGUCCUUUUCUUCAUGUGAAGCGAGGGUGUGUUCAUGGAAAGCAUGGGUUGGGCUUGAAGGCUUAG
Messenger RNA from Populus nigra (black poplar), 558 nucleotides. RefSeq lists its product as uncharacterized. The record is from RefSeq and is a predicted model, not a curated record. Bases 1 to 558 code for a protein of 185 amino acids. Lineage: Eukaryota; Viridiplantae; Streptophyta; Magnoliopsida; Malpighiales; Salicaceae. The transcript has a single exon.